Molecule: messenger RNA, 895 nt
Organism: Trichoderma harzianum CBS 226.95
Lineage: Eukaryota; Fungi; Ascomycota; Sordariomycetes; Hypocreales; Hypocreaceae
Exons: 1
Coding region: 126-752 (208 amino acids)
Source: RefSeq, a predicted model, not a curated record
AAAAAAACAGGAUACCGUGGGAAAGAGAAAAAAGCGCAGCAGUCAUCGAUCGAUUUCUUGAAAAUGUCCAUUGGGGAAAGGGGGUGUAGGGGAGAAAAUCACUUGUCUUAUCCGGCCAGAGAAAGAUGGUGCUGUCGAUCACAGACAGGGUUGACGUCGAGUUGACAGGAGAAUUGGGCUUGCAGCUUGGUCGUCACUCCGUAUGCUCGUACGUCAUGUCCAAUGGUCGUCGCGCCAGUCUGUUGGGGUCGCAAAACUGGCACUGCAGCUUGCGCAUGGAGCAUCGUAUCUGCUACUGCGAAGCGAAAAGCUUCAGUUUCGUAUCAACAACGUUUGCGUCGGGCAUCUCAUCUCGUAGCUUUUCGAGGGCUGACACAGUCGCAUGCGGCCAAACAAGCGGCUCCGUUGUGUCUUGCCCCCGUCCAGCUGGUCCUUGUCUUGUAUCGUACCUGUGGCAUUCGCUAGCUAGCCCGGCCCUCGUACAAGUCAUGUCUGGUGCUGUACUCGUACUCCGUACUGUACACACUCCGUACCAUCGCAUCCCAGCAUCCCAGCCUGGUCAAGCUUUUUGCCUCAUGGCCAUGUGGGGUCAGGCGGAGUCCCAGGGUUUGGGUCUGGGGAGACGGUCGAGCGGCUUCUUCUCGCAUGGCCGCCCGGAUUCAACGAUCCCUCCGCAAAAGUCGAGAUCCUCGGUGCCAUGUGCGUGGAGAGCAAACGGGGGAAUUCAGCGAUCGACAGAGCCUGCUGGUUAGUCAAGACGUCAUCAGCAAAGGGGUUCACUUGUGUUUUUUUCUUUUUCUUUUCUUUUUCUUCGUCUGUUCCCUCGCUGGCUGGCAUCCCCUUGUAGCUGUGGCUGCCCCCGUGGCCUCCCGAGACUUUUUCUUCUCUGGUCAAA